AUGCCUCUCAGUAGACGUAAGAAAACCCAGCGGGCCCAAGGUGAUGACACCAAGGUUCUCAGGGAUACUCAGGCCAUGGAAACAGCAAGAGAAGAAUUCAGCUUUUCCACUCCUUCGGUUAGUUGCACUACCGAGAGAAAGCCUGGUUCUACAUCACCCCAGGGGCCUCAGAGUGCCCCACCCCACCCCAGUACUUCUCUAGAUACUUCCGGCACAAGAGCGUAUGAAGGUGGCAAUAACAAAGAUGCGAAAAAGCAAAAUUCCUCCCAGUACAAGCCCUCUACUAUGCAGUCCUACAGAAGUCCUUUAACCAAGGAGGUUAGUAUGUUGGUGGACUUCCUAUUGCAAAUGCAUAAAAUGAAAAAGACCAUUAAGAAGAAAGCCAUGCUGAAGCUUAUCAGCAUAAAGUACAAGCCCCGCUUCCUUGAGAUCCUCCAGAGAGCGGCUUUCAACAUCGAGGUGGUCUUCGGCACUGACGUCAAGGAAGUGGAUUCUACAAAGCAGUGUUAUGCCCUUGUCAGCAAAAUGAAUCUCCCCAACAAUGGGAUGCUGAGUAGAAAGGGUUUUCCCAAAACUGGUCUCCUGAUGACUGUCCUGGGUGUGAUCUGCAUGAAAGGCAACUGUGCCAGGGAGGAGAAGAUCUGGGAAUUCCUGAAUAAGAUGAGAAUUUAUGCAGGAAAGAGGCACUUCAUCUAUGGGGAACCCAGGAAACUCAUCACCCAAGAUUUUGUAAAGCUGAAGUACCUGGAAUACCGGCUGGUACCCAACAGCGAUCCUGUAAGCUAUGAAUUCCUGUGGGGCCCCAGAGCCAUCGCUGAAACAACCAAGAUGAAGGUCCUGGAAUAUUUGGCCAAGAUCAACAAUACUGACCCCAGUGCCUUUGCAUCCUGGUAUGAAGAGGCUUUGAGAGAUGAAGAAGAGAGAAGCAGAGAUAUAGUCAGAGAUCAGGUGCAGCCUACUACUGCCACUGCCAGCGCAGAGUCAAAGCCAGCAACUCCUCCCUUGUGUACUGAACUGUGA
Molecule: messenger RNA, 1020 nt
Organism: Chrysochloris asiatica (Cape golden mole)
Lineage: Eukaryota; Metazoa; Chordata; Mammalia; Afrosoricida; Chrysochloridae
Gene: MAGEB3
Product: melanoma-associated antigen B3-like
Exons: 1
Coding region: 1-1020 (339 amino acids)
Biological process (GO): negative regulation of transcription by RNA polymerase II
Cellular component (GO): nucleus
Source: RefSeq, a predicted model, not a curated record